Messenger RNA from Xenia sp. Carnegie-2017, 732 nucleotides. RefSeq lists its product as uncharacterized. The record is from RefSeq and is a predicted model, not a curated record. The transcript has 2 exons. Bases 1 to 732 code for a protein of 243 amino acids. NCBI's taxonomy places the organism in Eukaryota, Metazoa, Cnidaria, Anthozoa, Malacalcyonacea, Xeniidae.
AUGAAAGAAAGGUCGAAUCAAACAGGCUGGUUGUCACAAUUUAUAGAAGCUAUUGACGUGACUCUUGAAUGGCUUGAGCACAAAGGUCAAAAUAUGAAAAUGGAUGCAAAGAAGCGAGAGCAAAUAUUGAGAGGACUGUAUAAUUUAACAGAGAUCGGGAACAACGCUCAAAUCUUCGUGAUAAUGGAAAUAGCAAGCGCAUUUCUGACAAACGAUCUAGAUCCGUUUCCAGGAAAGCGUCAAUACAUAGUGCAGUGUUUGGAAGAUGUCAAAGACCACCAGGAUUCCAUUGUGAGAUUAGUCGCAGAUGCGAGCAGGUUGCUUAAAGAAAUGUUGGAUAGUGAAAGCGUCGAUUUCCUAAUGGCCAUGCAGUUUGACAACAUCGUUAGGGAAGCAAAAACGAAGAUUGAUUUGUGUAGCCGGCGAUUGAACGGGGCAGAAAAAGCUAUUUAUGAGCUUGCUGGUAAAAUGAAAACCAUUAAAUGGAGUUUGCGUGGUAUGCGUGGCGCAGAUUGGGCGUUCACUGCUUAUUUUCUGUUCAAGCGAUAUCAGGAAUCCAGUCAUUCGUCAUUGGACCUGUUGCAGUUUGGUGGGUUUACCCUGGUCGCGGGUGGCCUAUGGAUGUGCUUAUUUCCAGGAACAGAGAGCGUUUUCUACGAGUCUAUUGCAAAACUCGAAUCACAACACUGUUUGUUGAAGGAGAAACUGGAAGAUUUGCAUAAGCUUGACUAG